Molecule: messenger RNA, 1149 nt
Organism: Lathyrus sativus (Indian pea)
Lineage: Eukaryota; Viridiplantae; Streptophyta; Magnoliopsida; Fabales; Fabaceae
Source: the annotation of a GenBank genome assembly
AUGGCAUCCGUCGCCAAACUCGAUGAAGAUCAGGUUCUGGUGGAACGUAAAUCGUAUGCGAGAGUUUUGACAUUGAACAGGCCAAAGCAAUUGAACGCACUCUCUUAUUAUAUGGUAUCUAAGCUACUGGAAGUACUUCAUGACGAUGAGGAAAAUUCUGAUGUUAAAUUGGUUAUCGUUAAGGGAAAUGGAAGGGCAUUUUGUGCUGGUGGUGAUGUUGCAGCCGUUGCUCGUGAUGCAAAAGAAGGUGAUUGGAGGUUUGGUGCAAAGUUUUUUGAUACGGAAUAUAAUUUGAAUUAUUUGAUGGCAACAUAUAGUAAGCCUCAGGUUUCAAUUCUUAAUGGAAUUGUCAUGGGAGGUGGCGCUGGUGCUUCUAUGCACGGAAGAUUUCGGGUCGUUACAGAAAAUACCGUCUUUGCAAUGCCAGAAACAGCUUUGGGAUUAUUUCCUGAUGUAGGCGCUCCAUAUUUCUUGUCUAGAUUAGCUGGAUUUUUUGGUGAAUAUGUUGGUCUUACAGGUGCUAGGUUGGAUGGUGCAGAACUGCUUGCUUGUGGUCUUGCAACACAUUUUGUCCCUUCAUCGAGACUAUCGUUAUUGGAAGAAUCAUUAUGCAAGGUCGAAACUAGUGAUUCAGCUGUAGUUUCUGCAAUUAUUGAUAAGUACUCAGAGCAGGUUUCCCUAAAAGAGGACAGUGUUUAUCGCAGGAUGUAUGUAAUCAAUAAGUGUUUCUCUCGGAAAACAAUGGAAGAAAUUUUAUCUUCUCUUGAGACCGAAGCUACGAGUAAGGCAGACAGUUGGAUUUCUACAACUCUUGAAACCUUGAAGAAAUCAUCUCCAACAAGCCUUAAAAUCUUUCUUAGAUUGAUUAGAGAAGUCAGGCUUCUAGGUGUUGGUGAUUGCCUUGUUCGUGAAUAUAGAAUUGUUUGCCAUAUCUUACAAGGACACCAUAGCAAAGAUUUCUUUGAGGGUUGUAGAGCUAUACUGAUAGACAAAGACAGGAAACCAAAGUGGGAACCUUCCAAAUUGGAGCUUCUGAGUGACAGCGAUGUUGACAGAUACUUCUCUAAGCUUGAUGCUGAAGGGUGGAAAGAUUUGGAGCUUCCCAAAAGGUUCAAAAACUUGCCUGCACAUGCUAUUUCCAAGCUUUAA